AUGGGCUUCAUCACAUCCAUGGCCCGCCGCAUGCGCAACAACAAGCUCUCGCGCCGCCUCUCAAGCACCCAACCACGACGGGGCGACGAGUCCAAGGAUCUGAUCAAAAGCAAUUCCGAGACCGUGUCGUUCGCCCAAGCAGAGAGCAUCGAGUCCACGUCGACGAUCGUGCACCACUCGUCGCACGACGUGGUCCAGCCGUCGGAGUUGCCGGCACGGAAGAGAUUACAGGGAGGCGAUGUGAAGAUCCAGACACUCUUCGACGGGAUCCAGACACCGGAUUCGGUGUCAAGUCGGACGGCGAAGACACUUUCGAGGCCCGAGUAUCCGAUUCUGAAGCUGGAUACGGUGCAUUCGCCGCAUGAUACACCGACCAAGAAACUACAGGGUCCGAUUGAAACUGAGGAAAAGUUGAAGGAGAAGGAUGGGGAGAACAAGGGGUCAUCGACUGGUUCGGGUUGUUCUGAGAAAGAAAACCAAGAUGGGAAUGAGAAGGAGAAGAAGCCGUCGCAAGUGAAAAAAGGGUCUGCGGCCAAGAACAGGAGAUCGAUGACUGCCAUGCUUAGGGAUCGCUGCAGUGUGAAGAUGCCGCGGUCUUCACUUUCGCUGAAGUCAUUGCGUAGCCCAUCUUCACCGAAAUGGCUCGAUGGCCAUGUUAUUACCGAAGACGAGAGUCCUGUGGAGGAAAUGUCUCAUCGGAAAUGGGGGGAUAAGCAUAGUCGCAAAGAUUGGGGUAGGGGGAUGGGCGUGUGGGGGGUUGGGUUGAUGGGAAGGGCAAUGUAA
Penicillium alfredii is the source of this 783-nucleotide messenger RNA. RefSeq lists its product as uncharacterized. The record is from RefSeq and is a predicted model, not a curated record. The coding region runs from base 1 to 783 and encodes 260 amino acids. The transcript has a single exon. Lineage: Eukaryota; Fungi; Ascomycota; Eurotiomycetes; Eurotiales; Aspergillaceae.